Messenger RNA from Sinocyclocheilus rhinocerous, 2747 nucleotides. Its product is annotated as SH3 domain-containing RING finger protein 3-like. Bases 1 to 2322 code for a protein of 773 amino acids. Gene Ontology annotation, molecular function: protein binding. The record is from RefSeq and is a predicted model, not a curated record. Lineage: Eukaryota; Metazoa; Chordata; Actinopteri; Cypriniformes; Cyprinidae. The transcript has 12 exons.
AUGUUUGCAUUAAAGCAAUACGCCACUCAAGCCGGGCUUUACAGUGAUUUUACCAGGAACGUUCCUCAGCUGCCGUGUGGAAAAGCGCUUUACAGCUACGAGGGCAAAGAAGCGGGCGACCUGAAGUUCAGCAAAGGUGAUAUCAUCAUCCUGCGGCGGAAGGUGGACGAGAACUGGUUCCACGGCGAGCUGAACGGCAGCCACGGAUUCCUUCCGGCGAGCUACAUCCAGUGCAUCCGGCCGCUGUCCCAGACGCCGCCGCAGGGGAAAGCACUCUACGACUUCGAGGUCAAAGACAAAGACCAGGACAAAGACUGCCUGACCUUCACUAAGGACGAGAUUCUCACCGUCAUACGAAGAGUGGACGAUAACUGGGCAGAAGGCAUGCUGGGAGAUAAGAUCGGGAUUUUUCCUAUCUUAUACGUGGAGCUGAAUGAAACGGCGAAGCAGCUGAUGGAGAUGGACAAACCGUCCGCGGCCCCGGGUCCGAGCGCAGAGUCUCCCGCCGCCGUCAGCUGUAACGGGAACGCCGUGCACAGACACGCCGAGGGGAAGAAGAAUGCCAAGAAGCGGCACUCAUUCACGGCGCUCAGCGUGACGCAGCGCUCGGCGCAGGUGCUGGGAAACAACCGGCACUCGAUGGAGAUCAGCGCACCUGUGCUCAUCAGCUCCUCGGACCCCCGCGCCGCCGCUCGCAUCGCAGACUGCCCACACCUGUCCUCCAGCGCACCGGCCACACAGGACUCUUCAGUCGCAGCAAAUGCAGCAGCUUUAGUUCCACCGCGUGUCACGUCAACAACCGGAGAGCUGCUCGCCGCGGCUAAAGUCCAGCUGCCUCUCAACAUAUAUCUGGCCAUGUACGCUUACAAACCGCAGAAGGCGGAUGAGCUGGAGCUGCGGAAGGGCGAGAUGUACCGCGUGAUGGAGAAGUGUCAGGACGGCUGGUUCAAAGGCACGUCGCUGCGCUCCGGAGCGUCUGGAGUUUUCCCAGGAAACUAUGUCACACCCGUCUCCAGGGCUCCGUUCGCCGUCGGUCAGACGCGCUCGUGUCUCUCUGGAGCGGCUCCUGGAUCUCCGGGCUCCGCGGGUCCCUCCAGUCCGGUCCUGCUGGCGUCUGCGUCUGCGUCCCGCUCCAGCACGCCGCUGAGCAGCCCGUCGUCUCCGCAGCUGCAUCUGAAGAACUGCCUGCGCUUGUGCAGCCAGCAGACGGUCAACCAGGCGCGCUCCGCCAUGCAGCUGGGUCAGAUGGCGGUGCAUUACUCGCUGAAGGAGCUUGUUAAAGUGUUUUCCAGCUCAGAUAAGAUGUCAGUUGUAAUGAAGGCCGUGUUAGCAGUAAUUGCCGGGUUGCAUUCUCGCAUCCACAGUCCUCCGGUGAGCAGCAGCCCUGAGCGUCCGACUGCAUCCGUGACACCGCUGCGACCGCAGGCCAGUCCGUCUCGCUCCCCCGCGAGGCCCCUGUCCAUGACAGCGGCCCCUCAGCCUCACGCUGCCUCUGUACGGCCCCUGAGGCCCCUGAGCUCCAUCACGCCUCCCAACGCCAGCGCGGCGCACCUGAACGCAGCAGACCUGCACAAACUCCAGGACAAGAAGCUGGAGAAGAAAGAGAAGAAGAGCAGCGGUCUCCUCAAGCUUCUCUCCGGAGCCGCAGCUAAGAAGAAGUCCCGGUCUCCACCGUCUGUCUCUCCGACCCACGAGUCCUCCUCGUCCUCCUCGUCCUGCUCGGUUCAGGGGGCCAUGGCCCCGGAGCUGCGGUCGGCCGGGGGUCACGGACGAGCCGGCUCCUGCCCCAUCGAGAGCGAGAUGCAGGGAGCCAUGAGCAUGGACGGCCUCCUCAAGCUUCUCAAGCUUCUCUCAGCUAAGAAGAAGUCCCGGUCUCCACCGUCUGUCUCUCCGACCCACGAGUCCUCCUCGUCCUCCUCGUCCUGCUCGGUUCAGGGGGCCAUGGCCCCGGAGCUGCGGUCGGCCGGGGGUCACGGACGAGCCGGCUCCUGCCCCAUCGAGAGCGAGAUGCAGGGAGCCAUGAGCAUGGAGCCGCUGCAGAGGAAGAGCGGCUCGCUGGACCUGAGCUUCUCUGUGUCUCCGCCGGCGCGACAGCCCUGCUCCUCCUCACCGCUGGCCAUCCGGCCCGAACCCAAGCCUUUAUCCCGAGAGAGGUACCGCGUGCUCGUCCCGUAUCCGCCGCAGAGCGAAGCCGAGAUCGAGCUGAAGGAGGGCGACAUCGUCUUCGUGCACAAGAAACGUGAAGACGGCUGGUACAAAGGGACGCUUCAGCGCACCGGACGAACGGGCCUCUUCCCCGGCAGCUUCGUGGAGAGCUUCUAGAAGAGCAACAAGCUCCUGAGACCUGGAGGAUGUCCAGAAGAAUCUCCCCGGGUCUCCUGAUGAAGACGAGCAUCUUUACUGCCCUCACAGAUCCGUCAGGAAGGCCUUUCACGUGACUGAUGGUGCCUUCAUCUGCGUGUGAGUCUGCGGCGCCCUCUGCUGCGUGUGCAUGGCGUGACGUGUCCUCCUGACGCUCCCUCAGAUUCUGAGAGAAGCUCUGAGAGCUUGAGAAAUGAUUCCUACAGCUGCUCCUUCGAAGCGGUUCAGUGUUCCUUCGGUACUUUAAUCGGAAUGAUGACGACACAACGAGGAUGUGAUAUAUUAUAGCACAUGAUAAGAUGUGAAUGUAGGAGUGAUGAAUCUCACGAAACCUGGCAAGAGCGUCAUAUCUCACGCCAAAAUCAAGAGAAAAAAAUUAUUAAAAC